Molecule: messenger RNA, 702 nt
Organism: Desarmillaria tabescens
Lineage: Eukaryota; Fungi; Basidiomycota; Agaricomycetes; Agaricales; Physalacriaceae
Exons: 2
Coding region: 1-702 (233 amino acids)
Source: RefSeq, a predicted model, not a curated record
AUGCCCUUCAAUGUUUUUAAACGUGGGCCCCAUCCCCAGCCUCCACCGUCCCGAAAAACUACUUUAGAUGUGGCGGACAUUCUGCAAGGUUUUGAUUUUAUCUCCCGGUGGUUACACGAAUACCGACCGGGGAAGGAAUUCAGAAUUGUCGUAUCUGGAGGUACGUGCUCGGUCCUUCUGUUGAGGAACAGGACGAGUACACGGGACAUCGACAUAUAUUGCGACGACGCUAUUCAGCUGCAAGACGUCCUCGCAGCCGGGAGAGCUUGUCCGAACAGCGUGCACUGGCCUGUUAACUGGAUUAAUGCCGAGAUGGUGGCAUACGUGCUGAACAACGAAGGCUGCGAGCGUUUAUUCCAAAACUCCGUCGCCCAGGGCAUCAUGGUGUACUCGUCGGGCAAUUUCAAAGUUUACGCCGCGGAUUGGAGGUUUCAGUUGGUUGGGAAGAUUCGAAGGGCAUAUGACGCGUAUUUGGAUCAUGAGCCUAGUCCGAAGGAUUUGUAUGAUGCAGUUGAUAUACUGCAUAUCCUGAAUGUGAAGGAUGGAAGGAACCAGAGGAGUUCGGAUAUGAAGAAAUGGUAUUAUUAUGGGUAUCGAAUGGGUCCCAAGGAAGUUGAGUAUAUCAAUGAAGCGUACUGGCAGAAGUUUGGGCGUAUUGGGAUCUCAGAUCGCGUUGGGGAGAACGAAGAAGGCAAAAGUUAA